Molecule: messenger RNA, 1321 nt
Organism: Ananas comosus (pineapple)
Lineage: Eukaryota; Viridiplantae; Streptophyta; Magnoliopsida; Poales; Bromeliaceae
Product: ATG8-interacting protein 2-like
Exons: 3
Coding region: 132-1067 (311 amino acids)
Cellular component (GO): intracellular membrane-bounded organelle
Source: RefSeq, a predicted model, not a curated record
CCUUUCGCCCUGUUACUUUGAUCGGAAGUUUCGCCUCUCCUUGCUUGGGGAGCGGAAACCCUCCGUUCGUUCUCUCCUAUCGAUCUUAUCUUCUUCGUCCCCUGCGAGAUUCCCUUGAUUAGGUCUUUAAGAUGUCGGACAAUGAGAAAGAUGGUAAGGGAACGACAUCUCCCCGUGGAAAUGAAUGGGAGGUGGUAUCUCUCACGGCAUCUGUAUAUGCUGCUGCUCCUGGUCCUGGAAAAAUUGAGCAGUCAAAUGAAAAUAAGAGUACUGAAUAUGUAGCAAAAGAUUAUGAAUCUUCUGACCCGAUGCUUAUGUCCGGUCAUUUUCAGAUGUUACCUAAUGAAAUUGAAAACCUUCUGAAAGAACCUGAUUGUAAAGGUGUUCAAAAAGGGUUAUGCAAACAAGAUUUCUGCUCUUCUGAAACAGAAGCUGACGAACCCUGUAAAAACUAUGAAGAAAGUUGUAAGAUUAAAUCUGAUGACGAUCUGCAUGGAAUUAAUCAAUUCUUUGACAAGGAGAAGAGUCUCUCUAUAGGUGAUAUGGAGUUUGGAGAUGGCAAGACUCUGCAAGGUCUGGGCUUGAUUGGGGAAGAGCCUUCUAUAUACACCUCUUCUGAAUUUAAAGCUUUUCAUUCUGAAAGAGAGAUAAAUAGAUCAGUCUAUUCUAGUGAAAGCAGUGGAAUUGUUGAACCCAAUGAUCCUAGUAACACGUCUGCAGAUUCGUUUCUUGUUGAUGCUUCUGUGCUUAAGGAAGGUAGCAGAAGUGAGGGAUCUGGUGUGCCCUCUAAAGCAUGGUGGAAGAGGCAGGUUGAGUUUUUGUAUAGUAAGGCAAAAGAGACAAACACAUUUUGGUCUGUGUUUGUGGCUGCUGCUUUAGUGGGGAUUGUAGUUCUAGGCCGACGAUGGCAACGGGAAAAAUUGCAGCUUCAGCAACUUAAACUGCAAUUUAACAUCAACAAUGAGAGGAGUUUCAUGGCUGUUCCAUUCAGCCAGUUCAAGGCUAUGUUGGUUGCUGGCAAUCAACACAGGCCUUUGAUGCAAGGCGAUGCUGCAUUUGGCCGAUAAGGUCUUUACUGCUUACAUUGAUGAUGUUGACGAAAAACUACAAGUGAGCCAGGGAGGGUUGUGAGUGUUGGUUAUUACAUACUUGGUUGGUUAUGAAACUGCUACUCUAUGCUGUUUUUUUUCCCCAUGUUCUUGUAUUUUCUGAUGCUGUUGAUGCUUGGGUAUUGUAAAUUUAAUAUAUCAGUGGAUUAUUUAUGUAUGUAAAUAUGGGAAGGUUCAAUUAUAAAUAGAUUCAAAUGCAACUAGUCUGUGAA